Messenger RNA from Ziziphus jujuba (common jujube), 2207 nucleotides. RefSeq names its product transmembrane 9 superfamily member 2. The record is from RefSeq and is a predicted model, not a curated record. NCBI's taxonomy places the organism in Eukaryota, Viridiplantae, Streptophyta, Magnoliopsida, Rosales, Rhamnaceae. Gene Ontology annotation, cellular component: membrane. The transcript has 7 exons. Gene Ontology annotation, biological process: protein localization to membrane. Bases 92 to 1870 code for a protein of 592 amino acids.
GGGUUAUGGUAUUGUGCUGUUUGUUUUUUUUUUUUCAUUUUUUUUCUUUUUCAUUGUUUCUCGUUGCGAAGACCUGAGAAAAUAAGGAACAAUGAACGACUCCACGAGUUUUCUCCUUCUCGCUGUUCUCGUAAUCUCCUGCUUCGCGACCCACGUGAGAUCGGAUGGUUCCGAUCACCGUUACAAGGAAGGAGAUGGAGUUCCUCUCUAUGCCAACAAGGUUGGUCCUUUUCACAACCCCAGUGAAACUUAUCGCUAUUUUGAUCUGCCCUUCUGUUCAGCAGGUCGUGUGAAGGAGAAGAAGGAAGCUCUUGGUGAGGUGUUGAAUGGAGAUCGUCUUGUUAGCGCUCCCUAUAAACUUGACUUCAGAAAGGAGAAGGAUUCUGAAGUUGCCUGUAAAAAGAAGCUGUCAAAAGAAGAAAUUGUUCAGUUUCGAAAUGCUGUGAAAAAGGAUUACUACUUCCAAAUGUAUUAUGAUGACUUGCCAAUCUGGGGUUUCAUAGGCAAGGUUGACAAGGAAGGAAAAACUGAUCCGAGUGAAUACAGAUAUUUUCUAUACAAGCAUAUCCAAUUCGACAUUCUCUAUAAUAAAGAUCGUGUGAUUGAAAUCAGUGCCCGGAUGGAUCCUCAAUCUGUGGUUGACCUGACAGAGGAUAAGGAGGUCGAUGCUGAUUUCAUGUACACCGUGAAAUGGAGGGAAACAGACACUCCCUUUGAAAAGAGAAUGGAUAAGUAUUCACAAUCUUCUUCACUGCCACAUCACUUGGAAAUUCAUUGGUUCUCGAUCAUAAAUUCAUGUGUAACAGUGCUGCUCUUGACGGGUUUCCUAGCAACAAUUCUCAUGCGGGUUUUGAAGAAUGAUUUCAUGAAGUAUGCACAAGAUGAGGAAGCAGUUGAUGACCAAGAAGAGACAGGAUGGAAGUACAUCCAUGGAGAUGUUUUUCGGUUCCCAAAGCACAAAUCAUUAUUUGCUGCUGCCCUUGGUUCUGGCACUCAGUUGUUCACUCUUACAGUAUUCAUUUUCAUGCUUGCUUUGGUUGGUGUCUUCUAUCCAUAUAACCGAGGAGCUUUAUUCACUGCUCUGGUUGUUAUAUAUGCACUCACAUCUGGAAUUGCUGGAUAUACAGCAACUUCUUUCUAUUGUCAGCUUGAAGGAACUAACUGGGUGAGGAACCUAUUGCUAACAGGGUGCCUCUUUUGUGGACCUUUGUUUCUCACUUUCUGCUUCCUUAAUACUGUUGCAAUUGCGUAUAGUGCAACUGCAGCGCUUCCUUUUGGAACUAUUGUGGUAAUUGUUCUGAUAUGGACAUUGGUAACAUCACCAUUGCUUGUAUUGGGUGGUAUUGCUGGGAAAAAUAGCAGGGCUGAGUUUCAAGCUCCCUGCCGUACCACAAAGUAUCCUAGAGAGGUUCCGCCUCUCCCAUGGUACAGGGGUACCCUUCCUCAGAUGGCAAUGGCAGGGUUUCUCCCUUUCAGUGCUAUUUACAUUGAGCUUUACUAUAUAUUUGCCAGUGUAUGGGGUCACAGGAUUUACACCAUUUACAGCAUUCUGUUUAUUGUUUUCAUCAUUCUCUUGAUUGUCACCGCCUUCAUAACUGUGGCUUUGACCUACUUCCAACUUGCUGCUGAAGAUCAUGAAUGGUGGUGGAGGUCUUUCUUAUGCGGUGGAUCAACUGGCCUGUUUAUCUAUGCCUACUGCUUGUAUUAUUACUAUGCUCGAUCAGAUAUGUCUGGUUUUAUGCAGACCUCAUUCUUCUUUGGUUACAUGGCUUGCAUCUGCUAUGGCUUCUUUCUCAUGCUUGGGACUGUUGGAUUCCGCGCUGCUUUGCUCUUUGUUCGCCAUAUUUACAGGUCAAUCAAGUGUGAGUAGUACGUGGGUUUUAUCUUUCUGGUAAAUUUAUCUUUGUUUUUCCGUUACAUCAUAGAGAAAAAGGUCUAUGAUUUUUGUUAGAAGAUUAGGUUAGAAAGGAGUGCUUUCAGAAGCAGAGGAAGCAGACUUGGAAGAAAAUUGGGUCUCUCUUAGGUCCUCUUUAGUUUGCUGCUUCAGGCCUUGGGAAGAUUUACUUAUGUUGGCUAUAUCUAAUAUAUGUAUGUAGGACAUAUUGAUGUGGGGAACGGCUUGUACAACCACAUUUACCUUUCUUUGUAAUGACUUUUUUUCUUCCCAUUUUACUUUAAUGUAAUCAGCAUUUUAAUUUCUUCAUGCA